This is a messenger RNA of Periconia digitata, 1215 nucleotides long. NCBI's taxonomy places the organism in Eukaryota, Fungi, Ascomycota, Dothideomycetes, Pleosporales, Periconiaceae. The record is from the annotation of a GenBank genome assembly.
UUGACGAGAAACAACGACACCAGAGCCAACAUGUACACGCCCAUCUCCCGCACCCUCACAAAUCUCCUCCUCCUCUUCUUCUUCCUCCUCCUCCCAUCCCUCGCGACCAGCACGCCAAUCGCACCACGAGCAAGCCAAACCACCACAAAACACACCCCCAAAAUCUUCAUCAUCUCCCUCUUCACCCCAGAAGCAACAACAUGGUACACGCACGCGCCCUCCAACUCCUCCAUAUCCUCUACAAACCUCCUAUCCAACAACAUCACCCUCCCGCUCCUCUCCCCCCUCUUCCCCUCAAUCCACUGCACCCCAACCCACGAAAUCUGCCAACUCGUCACCGGCGAAGCCGAAAUAAACGCCGCAACCUCCCUCACCGCCCUCCUCCUCUCCCCCCUCUUCAACCUCUCAAAAACUUACUUCCUCGUCGCGGGCAUCGCCGGCGUGAACCCCGAACACGCAACGCUGGGAAGCGCAAUGUUCGCGCGGUAUGCCGUGCAAGUCGGGCUGCAGUACGAGCUUGAUCCGCGCGAGCUCGGCGACGCCGCGGAGGGCGUGACGGGGUAUAUCGCGCAGGGCGCGCGAGCGGUUGGAGAGUACCCGCGAGAUAUCUACGGCACGGAGGUGUUUGAGCUUAAUGACGAGUUACGCCAUGUCGUGGCUGGGUUUGCGCGGGGGGUCGAGUUGAGCGAUAGCGCGCUCGCUCACACUUAUCGCUCCCACUACAUCACUGACGAUAACCGGUAUUUCGCUGGGACGCAGCCGCCGAGUGUCGUCGAGUGCGAUGUUGCUACCUCCGAUACUUUCUUCUCCGGGAAGUUGUUAGCCGAGGGAUUCGCGGAUUUCACGGCGCUGAUGACGAAUGGGACCGGGGUUUAUUGUAGUACGGCGCAGGAGGAUAAUGCGUUGUUGGAGGGGUUGGUGAGGGGGCAUGUUGCUGGGUUGGUGGAUUUCGAGAGGGUCGUUGUGCUGAGGACUGGGAGCGAUAUGGAUCGUCCGUAUCCUGGGCAGCCGGCGUUGGAGAAUUUGUUUGGCAUGGAGAUGCAGGGGGGGUAUCCGAUUGCGAUUGCGAAUGUGGGGAUUGUUGGGUGGGCGGUUGUGGAGGGGAUUUUGGGGGAGUGGGAUAGUAGGUUUGAGGAGGGGGUUAAGGCGAGUAAUUAUGUCGGUGAUAUCUUGGGUACUCUUGGGGGGACACCUGAUUUUGGGCCUGGGAUAUGA